CAUUUUGGCUUAGCAAGCUGGUCGUGACGGGAGAAUCGUAGACGACCUUGUCCUGACGAAAAACACCUGGAAGGCAUGGUGGGCGUGGUGAGCCAGCGUUUCAGCUACGAUUAUUUCACCCAUGGCACCCACGGGCACGGGUACAAGGAUGAGUGGGCCGGGUGGGUGAUGGUGAAUCAGCCCGAUGUUGUCCAGGCCAAGAAGAAACAGGACAGCUUGCGCCUCCACACCGCUAUGGCGGACAUCUACAUGGCUUUGAUGAACGUGGCCCCUGGCCAGGUGAGGGUGACUCGCUUCACCUCCCAGGUCCAGCCAUCGAUCUCGGUCCUCGAUUACCUGAAGCGCAUUGACAAGUUCUUUGCCUGCAGUGAGUCGGUUCAUGUGGCUGCGUUGGUUUAUUUGGAUCGCCUUGUCAGCAAGAAUGCGAUCGACUUGAAUCCAUUGACGAUCCAUCGUUUGCUUGCGGCUGCCACGGUGGUCGCAGUGAAGUUCUUGGAUGACAUCUACUACAAGAACGCAUUUUAUGCUGCGGUGUGUGGACUAUCGCUGAAGGAGCUGAAUAAGCUGGAGGCUCAUUUUAUCUCUCUUCUGGGAUGGAAGUUGGCAAUUUCAGAGGAGGAUUAUGCUGCGUACUGUGAAACAGUUCGUCAAGUGCUUCGCUGAAUGCAUAGUUCCGCAGGACUCAGGAAUCAGGAGAUCUGAUCCGAGCGAAGCCAACGAAGCUUCGCUUUUUGCGCCCACAGUGGUGGUCUGAGGCCAAGUUAGAACAUCCACUUGACCGUGAAUGAAAGCGGGUGUUCUGGCUGGUGAGUUUGUUGUUAGAACUUGCCAUUGUCAGCGGCAUUGGGCUGCUUUGCUUAUCCUCAGUGCCACCAGGGCAGUUCAUUGUCCAUACUCUUGCAGUUGAAUUAACUCAUGCAGAGAGGCGAGCCAGUGCAGAAGCUCAAGA
Messenger RNA from Durusdinium trenchii, 949 nucleotides. NCBI's taxonomy places the organism in Eukaryota, Dinophyceae, Suessiales, Symbiodiniaceae. The record is from the annotation of a GenBank genome assembly.